AUGGCUUCAAUGCCCCGGUACGAGGUUAAGGAUUCUGGUGGUCAAUUGGAUGUUGGAGGGUGGAUGGAGAGUACUGAAGCACUUGCAGUCCGGGGAUCUGCCUUUCGCGUUUCUGCACUCAUGGUAGAGGGCACGGACAAAGAGGAGUGCCUACUAUUGACUUAUUGGGAGUUGCUUCUGUGGCUUCGCAUUUGCAGAUCGUGGUGUUAUGCAUCGGAUGCUGACAUUGACCAAUUUCAGCUUGAACUCCUGCUCUUCCGAAAUGUCUGCCCGCGCAAGCUGCUGGAUUUAGUUCAGUGCCAAUGA
Messenger RNA from Rodentolepis nana, 306 nucleotides. Lineage: Eukaryota; Metazoa; Platyhelminthes; Cestoda; Cyclophyllidea; Hymenolepididae. The record is from the annotation of a GenBank genome assembly.